AUGACCAUGGUCAGGGAGCUAAUUGGUAGUGAGGUGGCUGAGGUACUACCCUUGGUCUGGCUUAGAGUAGUACCCAGCCAAGAUACAAAUUUGGGUCUGAUGCCUUCAGACAAUGUCACCACCCAGUUUGAACCGUUGCCUGGCUGGGCAAUACUGAUGUGCUGUGAAGAUGCUUUGGAGGGAUCCAGAAAGCAAGGGCACCCUCGGAAAACCUCAGUUAAGAAACUAAACAUGAAAGUCCACAUAAAUGCCACCGGUGACACCCUUGUCAUGAAAUUUCUUCGUCCAAAUCCCAACACCAAGCUUGAAGGAUUUGUUCUGGGAUAUGGAAGCAAUUUCUUCUCAAAUCAGUAUAUCCAGUGGCCAGAAAAUGGAAAGUCGUAUGUAACAGAAGUUGAUGCUGAACCCAGAUAUUUGGUUGCUGUGAAACCAAAUGAAAGUAAUAAGAAAAGCUGCAAAGACAAGAGUUCUGCCAAGAAGCCUCUCCAACUUGUUGUUGGUACCUUGACUCCGUCCUCUGUGUUUCUGUCAUGGGGCAUCCUUAUUAAUCCACAGGUUGACUGGUCUGUUUUAAAUAAAUGUCCAAAUGACAGGUUUUACACAGUUCGUUACCGUGAAAAAAAUAAAGACUGGCUUUUCCAACUUUGCCCAACCACGGAAAUAGUCAUAGACAAUCUGAAACCCAAUACUAUGUAUGAAUUUGGUGUCAAGGAUAACACAGAAGAUGGGAUCUGGAGCAACUCUUACAGCCAUAAGACAAUACCCAAAGGUAAAGACAAUGGGCAUGUUCAAAGUACUUAUAAGAAUCACAAAAGCAUUAUACAGAUGCCUGGUGACAAUACAAAAGCAUUCAUUCCAAUAACUGUGAUUAAACAAGGCAUUCAAAAUCUUUCUAAUUUGAUACAACCUAAAUCGACAGCUGCACCUCCGCCGACAGAGCACACCCCAGUUCACAAGGAAGAAACUAAGAAGCCUUUCACAACCACAACAAAACCUCGUACUCCUAAGCCAAAACCAGUCUUCAAAUUUACGGAGCCUCCUCCAGUUGCCAAAACGGAAAAACCUGAUGUUGAAUACCCUGAAGCAGCUCCAAAAGAAAGAUCACUAUUUGAAACUAAACCUCUUCUUAGUACACCAGUGCCACAGUAUGAACAUGGCAGCACAGAACCUAUUCCUGAAAUAAUAAAAACAGAUGCAUCUCACACCACUGAGCAAGAAAAAAUACAUUUAGCUUCCAGCGAUAAGACCUCUGCUCAAACGUAUACCGCAGCCCACAAGCCAGUUACAGAGACCACAGCUGCUCCAAAAGAAAGAUCACUACUUGAAACUAAACCUCUUCUUAGUACAGCAGUGCCACAGUAUGAACAUGGCAGCACAGAACCCAUUCCUGAAAUAAUAAAAACAGAUGCAUCUCACACCACUGAGCAAGAAAAAAUACAUUUAGCAUUCUGGACCACACCACAGUCACUUGAACCUAGCACCCGUACUACCUCUAUACGGACAACCUUGGCCCCAAAGAAAUCAAGACGUCUGCCUACCAAAACUAAAACCACACCCACACCCGAAGCAAAACCACCUACACCUGUGUUAAAGGUAACCAAACCAGUUGACACAGUAGAAGAAUCAAGUUAUCCCUUGGUUCCAGAUGAAGCACAAAAAAGCUCUACUUUGGCACCCACAACCACCCUUGCAACAGAAAGCCCUUUCCCAAAACUUGAUCCUAAAACACCUCAUCGUAUGCCCAUUAACCUUGUAAGAGUUCAUUUUUUUGAGGAACCAGAAACGCCUUCGGUGCCAGAUAACACAGAAACAGCUAUUCCUUCUAAACUCAGGAUCACGACUGAUAAUCCUCUUCCAUCUGAUGAUCUUAAAACAUCACAUCGUAUGCCCAUUAACUUUAUAAGAGUUCAUUUUUCCGAAGACCCAGAACAGCCUUUGGCACCAAUUAACACAGAAAGAGUUAUUCCUCCUAAACCCAGAACCACAAGUGACAGUCCUCUCCCCACGGAUGCUCCAAGUGAGAAACAUACCACCUCACUUCCAACACCCAAAACAACUCAAUCCAGUAAAAUAACCCGCACAAAACCUGUUCCACAUACAACACAAAUACCACCUCAGCCGAAAACAACACAAAGAUCUGAAAGUCCACAUACCAAAGCUGUCUCUAAUGAAACACAAACCAAAAAACCCCAUCAGCCGCCUCCUAAAAAACAAAAAAGGCCCAAUCAGACUCCACGUCCACGUACAAAACCUGCACCCACUGGGACACCACAUGUCUCUAUUAGGCCUAAAAUUCCACAUCACGCAUUAAAUGCGACAUUGGCUCCCUAUAAAGUGCACCCUAGACCCAAAACAUCAAUCAGACCAAGGACCAGACCUGCACAAAAUGGAACACAGGAAGCUUUUAGAGCAAAACCUACUGGUGACGUUAACUGGAUGACCGACACAAUACCAGGUGGUAGACAGCCUGACAGUACUAAGCUUCUUGGAGUAAGUCGAAACAUUUCAAUGGAGCCAAAUAAUACCAGCAAAAGAACAUCUUUAGUAUCUUCCCCACCUCUGCUUCCUGCGCGACCGACUUCCUCGCGAAGAAGAUUACAGCCAAAUAAUGUGACAGGUAGACCAGCAAGCUCAGGAAGUGUUCUAUUGGCACGUACUCCUUCAACAGCGCGGCCUAAUGGUCCAUCUGUAUCUGUAAGGACACCACAGAAGCUGCCAACAUCUCCUUCUCUUGGAGAAGACCUUGUUGAAACAACAGUAUUUAGUCCAAGUCCGAAAUCAGAGGUAGACGUGUUGGGCAAAACCAGAUACACAGCUAAGCAUGUAACAUACAUGAGGAAAGAAGAUUUAGUUCCAUGUUCGAUCACAGACUCUCUCAGGCAUUUCCCAGUAGAAGAGGCCACCAAUCAGGAAAUCUUGAAUGCUCCUCAGAACCCACCAUCCAAUCUCACUGUGGUGACUGUUGAGGGGUGUUCAUCCUUUGUUAUCCUUGAUUGGGAACAACCUGACAAUGACACUGUUACUGAAUAUGAGGUUAUUUCAAAGGAAAAUGGAGCACCUGCUGGCAAAGAUAAGUCAAUCAUAACCACAAACCAAACCUACUCUACUGUGGAAAACUUGAAACCCGAUACAAGUUAUGAAUUCCAAGUGAUACCGAAAAAUCCACUGGGAGAGGGUCCUAGCAGUAACACUGUGGAAUUCAACACAGAAUCAGCGGACCCAAGGGUGAGCGAACCCGUUAAAGCUGGUAAAGACGCAAUCUGGACAGAAAUUAAAUUUAAACCAGACUCCUAUUCAGAAUGCAAAGGGAAGCAGUAUGUAAAGAGGACCUGGUACAAGAAAUUUGUGGGCAUUCAGCUGUGUAACUCCCUGAGAUACAAGAUUUACCUCAGCGAUUCACUUUCAGGAACAUUUUAUAAUAUAGGAGAUCAGUCAGGCUAUGGAGAGGACCACUGCCAAUUUGUAGACUCAUUUCUUGAUGGAAGGACAGGGCAACACAUUUCCCCCAAUCAGCUGACAACCAGAAAGGGAUUUUACAGAUCGGUACGCCAGCAGCCAGUUGAGUUUGGGGACAUAGGCGGUAACACGCACAUUAACUACGUCCACUGGUACGAAUGCGGUAUAUCAAUACCCGGCAAAUGGUAAGAAGAUCGGAUUCCGCCCAGCACAAGUCUGACGUUCGUCCUCCAGCAGUUGCGCUAGCUUUAUAGUAUCUGUUAUAGUUUUUUUUGUGUCUACUAAUGUAAAAUAUGUAUUAAAGUGAAAUUAUUAUGGAGUAAACAUUGUUCAAAGCAGACUGCUUCCAUAUUUAUCAGAAAUAUCAACAUGAAAAGGAUAUUGGCUUUAUAGGAUAAAGUCUCGGGAAGCUGGCUCCCUGUUCUUGAAAUUAUAAGAAAAGCAGUGUCUAUAUUAUUUAUCACAAUGUUGUAAUAAGUGUUUUGAGGCAAUAUAAAUAUUCAGAUCUGUUUGUUAAAGAAGCGAGAACAUCUUUUCUAACUCUUCUAGCAUAUUAGCACAACUGUCGGGGCCGCUAACAUUCAUUCCCUCGUGAUUUUAAUUUAAUCAUAAAAUAAAAUGGAUGCGGCCCUACAUUCUUCUGGAAACGAUCAAUUCACAGUAACCGCAUGACCUAGAGUAAGGGAGAUUCAAUUACUACAAAACCUGAAAGUUAUAAAACCCCAAAACAUUUUAGGGUGAUUAGGAAAAGGAUGAUAAAUCGUAACCUACACUAAAUACCAUCAUCCAUUAUAAAACAAGGCAGGUACUUUUUUUGCUCUCUCAAGAUGAUACUUUACAUUUUAGGCUGCAAAUAUUUUAAAAUUUAAACGUUAAGCAUGUGAUUUUUAAAUAAAAUUGUAAGUAACUUUCUACAGAAUGUACAGUAUAUUCUAUAUAGCUUUAUUUCAAAUGCAACUUUGUUUUAUAUCUGAAAAGCAGUAUAAGAACUCUAUAAUAAAAGAGAUUGAUCUUUUUUUA
Molecule: messenger RNA, 4476 nt
Organism: Spea bombifrons (plains spadefoot toad)
Lineage: Eukaryota; Metazoa; Chordata; Amphibia; Anura; Pelobatidae
Gene: ABI3BP
Product: ABI family member 3 binding protein
Exons: 40
Coding region: 1-3645 (1214 amino acids)
Biological process (GO): extracellular matrix organization; positive regulation of cell-substrate adhesion
Molecular function (GO): protein binding
Source: RefSeq, a predicted model, not a curated record